This is a messenger RNA of Vanderwaltozyma polyspora DSM 70294, 549 nucleotides long. It is a transcript of the gene COA1, whose product is annotated as Coa1p. Gene Ontology annotation, biological process: mitochondrial respiratory chain complex IV assembly. Gene Ontology annotation, cellular component: mitochondrial inner membrane. Bases 1 to 549 code for a protein of 182 amino acids. The record is from RefSeq and is a predicted model, not a curated record. Lineage: Eukaryota; Fungi; Ascomycota; Saccharomycetes; Saccharomycetales; Saccharomycetaceae. The transcript has a single exon.
AUGAAUUCCUCUUUGUUAGUUAGAUCAACUAGAAUUUUAGUAAGUAGAAGAAUUAGCUCUUCUAGCAUAUUAUUUCCUCGUUAUUUUGCUACCAAUGUAGUGAAUAAGAAUGUAAAUGAUGAAUUGAAAAAACCUUUAAGAAUCGAAAGAGAAUUACCAGAUCCAACCAAGGAUAAGUAUAAACAAAGAAUUGGCUUUGCUGCUUUUGUGAUUGCUGUUGGGUCAUCUUUAGCUUUAAUUUUCAAUUAUGAAAAGACUGAAUCACCAAUUGUUGUAAAUACAUUAUACUAUUUACGUAGGUCUCCACGUACAAGGGAAUUAUUAGGUGAUAAUAUAGAAUUCGAUGGUAUCAUCCCUUGGGUUUAUGGUGAAUUAAAUCAAGUUGCUGGUAACGUUAAUAUUAAAUUUCAUAUUAAAGGUAGUAAUAACGUAUCGGGUACUGUUAAACUUAUUGCUGAUAGAAAAAACCGUGAGGAAGAGUUCUUAAUCCAUCAAUGGACUUUGACUGUAGGUGAUAAACAAAUUGAUUUGUUAUCUGAAGAGCAAUAG